This is a messenger RNA of Hemicordylus capensis (graceful crag lizard), 2307 nucleotides long. It is a transcript of the gene IRX1, whose product is annotated as iroquois homeobox 1. Gene Ontology annotation, cellular component: nucleus. Lineage: Eukaryota; Metazoa; Chordata; Lepidosauria; Squamata; Cordylidae. The transcript is spliced from 4 exons. The record is from RefSeq and is a predicted model, not a curated record. Gene Ontology annotation, biological process: neuron differentiation; regulation of transcription by RNA polymerase II; cell development. Gene Ontology annotation, molecular function: DNA-binding transcription factor activity, RNA polymerase II-specific; RNA polymerase II cis-regulatory region sequence-specific DNA binding. Bases 540 to 1928 code for a protein of 462 amino acids.
GGGUGGGGUGGGCGGGGCUUGGCGCUCAAGUGGGUGCCAAUCAAAGCAUCAACUUCAAAUUGUAUCUGAAAGAUCAGCCGAGGACCUUAGGGCAGGCGCAUCAGUCGGAGCUCAAUUGUUGAUCAGAUCACAUCUAAGGGAUUUAGGAGCACAGACGAGCCGAGAUUUGAGCGAAGACGCCCCACCGAGUCCAUACACACGCGCUGCCGCCUCCUCCUCCUCCUCAUGCAGAUUACAAGACCCGUCUGAGAGAGGGAGAGGGAGGGAGGGAGAGAAAGAGAAAGCAAGCAAGCCGAACUAAAAAGAGAAUCACCCAGACGGGUUUUCUUCUCCGCACGGCAGCCUGCCUAGCGUCAAAGAGAGAGAGAGAGAGGAGAGCCCAGCCAGCCAGCCUGGGCUCCGCUCAGUCCCCCUCUCGCCUGCCUGCCAGCUUCCUACUACUCCUGCUGCUGCUGCUGCUGCCGCCGCCACCGCCUGACUUCUGGCUCCGUCUUGCCCGUCGGCGGUGCGUGCUGUCCCUCCUCGCCUGGGCGCCCGGGAUGUCCUUCCCGCAGCUGGGCUACCCGCAGUACCUCAGCGCCAGCCAGGCCGUGUACGGCGGGAGCGAUCGGCCUGGGGUGCUGGCAGCCGCCGCCGCCGCUGCUGCCGCCGCCGCCGCCUCGGGCCGUCCAGGAGGCGCGGAGCUGAGCAGCGGCUCGACUGCCGCCGUCACCUCGGUGCUGGGCAUGUAUGCCGCCGCUGCCGCCGCUGGGCCGUACAGCACGCCGAACUACAGCGCCUUCUUGCCCUACACCGCCGAUCUGAGCCUCUUCUCCCAGAUGGGCUCCCAGUAUGAACUGAAGGACAACCCAGGAGUCCAUCCAGCUACCUUUGCUGCUCACACCACACCUGGUUAUUAUCCUUAUGGGCAAUUCCAAUAUGGGGACCCAGGGAGGCCCAAGAAUGCAACCCGCGAGAGCACCAGCACCUUAAAGGCCUGGCUGAAUGAGCACCGCAAGAACCCCUACCCAACCAAAGGCGAGAAGAUCAUGCUGGCCAUCAUCACCAAGAUGACCCUCACACAGGUCUCCACCUGGUUCGCCAACGCCAGGAGGAGGCUCAAGAAGGAGAACAAAGUCACAUGGGGAUCAAGGAGCAAGGAUCAAGAGGAUGGCAACCUCUUUGGGAGUGACAAUGAGGGGGAUCCUGAGAAAAAUGAAGAUGAUGAAGAGAUUGACCUGGAGAGCAUUGACAUAGACAAAAUUGAUGAGAAUGAUGGAGAGCAGAGCAACGAGGAGGAGGAGGAGAAAGUCGAGCUCCUGAGGCAAAGCAGUGAAGAAGAGCAUUUGGAGAAAGAGAAGACCUUGCCACUCUCAGGCCCUGAAGGACUUAAGCCCAAAGAGGCCCUGUCCCUUGUGAAGGACGCCUCAGACAACCCCACCCGAAUCCUGAGCCCUAGCAGGCAAAACAACCUCCAAGGCCCACCUCACAACAAGCCCAAAAUCUGGUCCUUGGCAGAGACUGCAACCAGCCCUGAUGGGACACUCAACAAGCCAACUCCUCCCUCCCCUCCUGCCCAAGUGAACCACACUUCACCCCAGCUCCAGCACCCGGCUUUUCUCCCCAGCCAUGGACUUUACACCUGUCAGAUUGGCAAAUUUCACAACUGGACAAAUGGGGCAUUCCUUACCCAGAGUUCCUUGUUAAACGUGAGGUCCUUUUUGGGAGUUAAUCACCACCAUGCUGCCCAUCAUAACCACCAUCUUCAGGCCCAGCAGCAAUCCUCCGUGUUAACAGCCCUCAGCACUGAAAAGCCUUCAGAGAGGACCAGCCCCAAACACAUAGAAAGAGAAAACGUACCAAGGACCGACUCUCCGCCUCAGCAGUUAAAAUCCCCCUUUCAGCCUGUCCGGGACAACUCUUUGACUCAGCAAGAGGGAACAUCGUGAAUUUUAACAACUCUCCCUUCUGCUUGAUUAAGUGGGGGGUGUUUUUGGUGGAAAAGAAAAUUUCACAGACUGGUCUAAAGGACAAAACAAAAAAGUGGAAAUUAUCUAAAUGACUCCCAUCAGUCUCUUUUUGCAAUAAGGUGGUACCAAUCCGUUUUCUUUUUUUAAAAGAAGUCCUUAAAUAGGAUUCUCCCCUUUUCUGUUGUUCCAUUUUCAGAAUGUGUAAUUCUAACCAUGAUUGGAUCAUUGUUUUGGUAAAGAUUUCUCACGUGUUUGUGUUAUUUUUUUCUGUAUAUAAAGUGACUUCAAAUUGUAAAUAGUGCCACAGCAAAAACUUGUCUAAAUCGUAUAUUUUUGUCUAAUAAACCAAAUGAAAUUA